AUGUGCAACCUCCCCCAGGACGACAAGAAGCAAAUCAAGUUCUCCCUUGUCAAGCACAACCACGAUGACCGUGUCGUGCUGAUGCCCACUGCACGCAACGUGUUGCGCCCAGAACUGGAGCUUGAUGCCAGGCUUGAAGACGACGUGGAGAGCGACUUUGGCUUUCAGAUGCCUGGGCACCCCAGCGGCAAGAGCGUGUCUGCUGCCGAGCUCUCGUUGCUUUUCUCGCCCCUGGACCCCGUCACACGACGCAAUAUGGCUGCAAUGAAAGCCCGGUGGACAGCACCUGCUCAAGCCCCUGCUGCUGGGGCUCCUGCUCAACAUAGUCCUGCUGGUGCUCCUGCUCGUGCUUCACAUGCAUCGGUUUCCCAUGCUGCGCAUACGGCACAUGCUCCAGCUCCGCAUGCAGGCAGUCGCAGCCACGAUUCUGGGUCCGCUGAACCGAUGCAGGUCGACCAAGCAGAACGCACGCCUCUCUCUGCUCUUUGUGGCCGCCCUACUUCUUCUGUUUCGCAUGCAGGGCGCGUGCAAGCUCCGCAUACAGUCAGGCGUGACUGCGCUACUAGGUCUGCACGACCACCGCAGACUCCUCCUGGCCGCCCUUCUGCGCAACAAGCAGCCUCCGCAGGCCUCACCGAACUUGUUCAACGACCAAAGCCGACCCUGAUGAUGCGUCUGUGGGCAAGCAUGUGGACAGAUCCCCCCGAGGCAAUCGAAGCUGAGCUCAAGAUGCACCCCGAGCCUAGAAUUCUCGCGUACCGUUGGCUCACGAGUGCCUGCCAGCCCUUGCAGUUCACACCCCUGCGGGUCUCACCCACAAUCCCAGCCGCUACUCAACCGCCCGACAACGUGUCCGCAGAGUCGACCCAACCGCCCACCGAACUGUCCGCCGAGCCGAUGGCUUUGAUCCCCGCCACUGCCCAACCGCCCGUCAACUCGUCUGUAGAGUCGACGGCUUCAAUCUCAGCAGCUGCCCAACCGGCCUUGCAAACUGUGCAGGAGUUCCUUCAGCUCUAUGACAGGAGAAUCCCGAUCAAGCUCAAUUCGCCUGGGAUAGAUUCGUCCGAGCAUCUGCCAGCGAGACAAGUCUUGAAGCCCUUCGUCGACAAGGGCUCUGAGUGGAUGUCCGCUGAAGCGCUUGACUUUUGCUUCGGGCGCCUGCAACAAGCAAACAUUACCUCGCAAAACGGGGUCAAAGUCACCUUUUGGCACUGGUUCCUCGUUGUGCUGCAUCGGAAAACCUUCACCAUCCGCAUUUUCGAGGGACUGAAGAAACCGGCUCUCGACCUUGUCGAAAUUGUUAAAUCGUUCUUGCCGGACUCGACUGAAUGGAGCUUUGUUCCCGAGCCGGGUUCUAUCUACGGGCACCAAGGGCCUGGCCAGACGGAGGAACCUCCUUGGACUUGUGGUUGGCUCGCCUUGUGGAUGGCCGAGAGGAUUGCACGGCUCGGCGUGUCAGCAGAAGACUUGCAGGCCACGUCUAACCCGUGGCCGUGGGUCCCUACCGAUCCACCUCCGCCCAACGUUGGUCAACCUUCUAGAUCUCAAGCCGUACCUCCCUUGUCGCUCCUGAUUGCCGAGCAUGUGCGGUUCAAGUGGCUCGCUGAUGCCGCCCGCUGCUGGACACCGCCCGCAUCAAAGGCUUGA
Capsaspora owczarzaki ATCC 30864 is the source of this 1647-nucleotide messenger RNA. RefSeq lists its product as hypothetical. The record is from RefSeq and is a predicted model, not a curated record. NCBI's taxonomy places the organism in Eukaryota, Filasterea, Ministeriida, Capsasporidae. Bases 1 to 1647 code for a protein of 548 amino acids. The transcript has 2 exons.